AGAUAAUUAUAUAAUACCUCUAACCUCCUUGAGCUUCAUUCUCUUGCGCUUUGUUUCACUUGCUCCAUUGCGGCUAGGGUUUUAGUUUCUCACUGUCUCGCAGUCCAUUUUUUGUCUGAAGUCUAGACGCUAUGGGUAAGGAAAAGACUCACAUCAACAUUGUGGUCAUUGGCCAUGUCGACUCUGGGAAGUCAACAACUACCGGUCAUCUUAUCUACAAGCUUGGAGGAAUUGACAAGCGUGUUAUCGAGAGGUUCGAGAAAGAAGCUGCUGAGAUGAACAAGAGGUCGUUCAAGUAUGCGUGGGUGCUGGACAAGCUCAAGGCUGAGCGUGAAAGAGGAAUCACAAUUGACAUUGCACUCUGGAAAUUCGAGACCAACAAGUACUACUGCACGGUCAUUGACGCACCUGGACACAGGGAUUUCAUCAAGAACAUGAUCACGGGAACAUCUCAGGCUGACUGUGCGGUCCUCAUCAUUGAUUCCACCACGGGUGGUUUUGAAGCUGGUAUUUCCAAGGACGGACAGACCCGUGAGCACGCGCUCCUUGCUUUCACCCUUGGUGUGAGGCAGAUGAUUUGCUGCUGCAACAAGAUGGAUGCCACGACUCCCAAGUACUCCAAGGCCAGGUACGAUGAAAUCGUGAAGGAAGUCUCAUCCUAUCUGAAGAAGGUCGGCUACAACCCUGACAAGAUUCCGUUCGUUCCGAUCUCUGGUUUUGAGGGAGACAACAUGAUCGAGAGGUCGACCAACCUUGACUGGUACAAGGGACCGACCCUUCUGGAGGCCCUUGACCAGGUCCAGGAGCCCAAGAGACCGUCAGACAAGCCUCUGAGGUUGCCCCUGCAGGACGUGUACAAGAUUGGAGGAAUUGGAACUGUUCCAGUGGGACGGGUUGAGACUGGCAUUCUGAAGCCCGGUAUGGUGGUCACUUUUGGGCCGACUGGACUGACAACUGAAGUGAAGUCUGUGGAGAUGCACCACGAGGCCCUCCAAGAGGCUCUUCCGGGUGACAACGUGGGAUUCAACGUGAAGAACGUGGCUGUGAAGGAUCUGAAGCGUGGGUAUGUUGCCUCAAACUCAAAGGACGAUCCGGCCAAGGAGGCCGCCAACUUCACAGCUCAGGUCAUUAUCAUGAACCAUCCGGGCCAGAUAGGCAACGGUUAUGCUCCUGUGCUGGACUGCCACACCUCCCACAUUGCGGUCAAGUUUGCUGAACUGUUGACGAAGAUUGACAGGCGAUCUGGCAAGGAGCUUGAGAAGGAGCCCAAGUUCUUGAAGAACGGUGAUGCUGGUAUGGUGAAGAUGAUUCCAACGAAGCCUAUGGUGGUGGAGACUUUCUCGGAGUAUCCUCCGCUUGGUCGAUUUGCUGUGAGGGACAUGCGUCAAACGGUGGCGUGGGAGUGAUCAAGAACGUGGAGAAGAAGGACGCCAGUGGAGCCAAGGUCACCAAGGCUGCACAAAAGAAGGGUGGCAAGUGAAUGGUGCGGGCUGGUUUAUCUAUUGUAGCCGAUCAUUAUGGCUGCGAUAAAAGUAUUCUUAUUUGUAUUCUGUGUUUGCAGAGUCCGAAUCUUAGGUUUAUUGUUUACUGUGUCAUGUUCUUGCCAUUACCUUUGACAAGCAGCUUUUGUUCGCAGAACUGGGUUCUUGAUCGACGGUGGCAAGGUUUUCUGGUAUUUUUAUUUUUAUUCACACUGUGGGGCAGGGAGUUUUGUUUUUGAUAUUUGCGGUAUGGUAUAGAACUAUUUUUAUAGACUGCCGGUUGUGUGUCAAAUGUGAACUUUUUAUUUUGUUGAACUUUUAAUUAAUCCUUAACCUUGAUAAUGGCAUAUACGUAUCCGGAAAGCUACAA
This is a messenger RNA of Prosopis cineraria, 1851 nucleotides long. RefSeq names its product elongation factor 1-alpha-like. The transcript is spliced from 3 exons. Bases 132 to 1406 code for a protein of 424 amino acids. Gene Ontology annotation, biological process: translational elongation; translation. Lineage: Eukaryota; Viridiplantae; Streptophyta; Magnoliopsida; Fabales; Fabaceae. Gene Ontology annotation, molecular function: GTPase activity; translation elongation factor activity; GTP binding. The record is from RefSeq and is a predicted model, not a curated record.